This is a messenger RNA of Scleropages formosus (Asian bonytongue), 982 nucleotides long. RefSeq lists its product as uncharacterized. The record is from RefSeq and is a predicted model, not a curated record. Lineage: Eukaryota; Metazoa; Chordata; Actinopteri; Osteoglossiformes; Osteoglossidae. The transcript is spliced from 4 exons. Bases 65 to 607 code for a protein of 180 amino acids.
UAGAUGCCGGGGAGGAGGACCUGGCUGCGCGCGCCACCACGCCACGGCGACGCACGCGGGACAAAUGAAACGAGUGCGCAAAACGGACAGCUGGGGAAAGACUAGUCAAGGGAACCGAGUUGUCGUGAAAGUGGAAGCGUUGCCGGUCAUGAUGAUGAUUUUCCAUACAGCCAGAACACAUAUGUCGCCGUCCAGCCGCUCGGUGUCCGUGGUGUGUCUGUCCCUCGGCAGAACAGGCUCCGUCCCGCCGGCGCUCGGCGCGGCUUCCCGCCACUGUCGCGCGAGACACGCAACACGCUCCAUGGCUGAAGUUCACACGCGCGACGCAGCUUCCCCUCCGGCUUGUCUGAAGACGGACACGAGCGCGCGGAUGGACGUGCGGCUGACCGAGGAGGACAGGGACAUCGCGAGGCUCCACCGCGAGGCGUGUGAGGCUAAGGCAGAGAUGUACACAGACCCUGUAACAGGAUACAAGGUGUUCACGGAGUUUGCUCACCUUCAGAGGGGAAAGUGCUGUGGAAGCGGCUGCAGACAUUGUCCUUAUGGCCAAGUCAACGUGAAAGACCCUGCAAAGAAGAAGAAAUUUAAUACAGCAUUUUAUGCAUAAUAAUUUUAUGGAGCACAGUGGAUCCUCGAGAAGCCCUGUGGUCUCAAAGCUCCGGAGUUGCAUGCUUGAAUUCAACCUCUGUUGUGUCCGUCAAGAGAUUGCACGUUCACAUGGAUUUCUUCCUAGUACUGCUCUUUUCUCCCACAUUCUAGAGGUGUGCUCUCCAGGUGAAUCAGUGGUUCUGAAUUUCCUGUAGUGCAUGACUGUCAGUGUGAAUGCGUUCAUAUAUAAGUGCCUGUGAUGGACUGGUGACCUGUUCACAGUGUAGCCAGCCUUAUGGCACAGCCUUCCUGGGCGGGACUCCGGAUUGCCAUGGUCCUGGUAUGAAUGGAUGAAAGAAACAUUUAUUUUUUGAGGAAAAAAAAAAAAAAAACU